Molecule: messenger RNA, 2619 nt
Organism: Peromyscus maniculatus bairdii (prairie deer mouse)
Lineage: Eukaryota; Metazoa; Chordata; Mammalia; Rodentia; Cricetidae
Product: long-chain-fatty-acid--CoA ligase ACSBG2
Cellular component (GO): membrane; endoplasmic reticulum
Molecular function (GO): long-chain fatty acid-CoA ligase activity
Source: RefSeq, a predicted model, not a curated record
GAAUGUUCUGGAGGACAUCCAGUCUGGGUGCUCCUUGUCUCUGUGGCUAGAGCAGGGGGUGGUGACAGAGCUGGACAGGAGUGGGUCCUGCCCUCCCAACGAUCAAGCAGUGGAAGCCUGUGGAGGAGACCGAGGGCUGAGGGCCUCGUGGGCCCCAGCCUCUCUCAGGAAGUGCCUGGGAGCAGUACACUAGGCUCGGAAGCACCCACGGCUGGGUCUGCAGGUUCCCAUCUUUGCUGGGCCAACUCGGCCGCCGUCCACUACGCGCCCCUGAACCCCCCGACCCCUGGAACCCGUGUGAACACCCGUGUGCCUGCUCCCUGUCGAUGACAUGUCUGACCCUAACGAACAGAGUGGCGCCAAGUCCUUCCUGACAGCACAAACCAUCCUGAAGACCAAGCUUUACAGCAAAGCGCUGAAGAGGACGGCAACACAAGCCCCUCACCCCUCGGAGACAAUGGCCCCAGGCAGCUGCUACUGGACCACGGAGCGCGACGGGGAGGUGAAGCUGCGCCUGGGCAAGAACUCGGAGGACGAGCCUCCCACCACGGUGCCCGACCUGAUCAUGAGCGCUGCCACCAAGUACUCGCACUGCCUGGCGAUCGGCUCCAAGUACAAGAAGAGCUGGCAGCUGCUCACCUACAUCGAGUACUACGAGGCCUGCCGCCGCGCAGCCAAGGCCUUCCUCAAGGUGGGCCUGGAACGCUUCCAUGGCGUGGGUAUCAUGGGCUUCAACUCCACGGAGUGGGUGAUUGCCAACAUUGGAGCCAUCAUGGCAGGCGGCAUCUCUGUGGGCAUCUUGUGCAGUAACUCACCGAAAGUCUGCCAGGUCAUCGCCGAGGCUUCAGAGAUGGACAUCUUCGUGGUGGAUAAUGACAGACAGCUGCAGAAAGUUAACCAGAUCCAGGGCUACCUGAAGCAUCUCAAGGCCAUCAUACAAUACAGAGAAGACAUCCAGGAAGUACAGCCAAAUCUAUACUCGUGGAAAGGGUUCCUGGACCUCGCAGAUGGCAUCUCGGAUGAAAAGUUGGACCAAGUCAUCGACUCACAGAAGCCUAACCAGUGCUGUGCUUUGGUAUACAACCAGGGCACAUCCGGGGCCCCAAAGGCCAUGAUGCUCAGCCACGACAAUAUCACAUGGACCACAGCGGCCACCGUUCAGAGCCUGGAGUUCAAGUGUCCGCCUGAUGGCCAGGAGAUCUUUGUGAGCUACCUGCCGCUCUGCUUCGCGGGGGCCCAGAUCUUGGAUGUGUGGGUGGCCAUCUCCGUGGCUGCAACAGUCUACUUCCCCUCAGCAGAGGCAGGGAACUGGAGCGGGCCAGCACGAGCCCCUGGCACGGGCUUCCUGACGGAGAUGCUCCGCGAGGUCCAGCCCACCACGUUCUGCGGCAUCCCGUGGGUGUGGGACCGCAUGCUGGACAGCCUGCAGACCAAGCACCUGGAUGCCACGGCCUUCCGCAGGAGGAUCGACCGCUGGGCCAUGCACAUGGGGCUCAGCACCAAUAGGAGGCGGCUGCUCGGGCAGAUCCACCAGCCGCUGUGCUUCGGCCUGGCCAAGAAGCUGACCUUUGACCCUGCCAGGAAAUUCCUGGGUCUCAACCAUUGCCAGCAGUUCCUGAACGUGGGCUCGGGGCUGCCGAGGGCCACGGUGGACUUCUUCCUCGGCCUGGACAUCCCCAUCUUUGAGGUGUACGGCUUGAGCGAGUGCACCGGACUGCACACUCUGUCCAGCCAGCAGGCCUACCGGCUCCCCAGCAGUGGGAAGGCACUUCCCAGCUCCCACACAAAGGUGGAAAAGGAGAACCAGGACGGCGUGGGGAACUUGUGUGUAUGGGGCCGCCACAUCUUCAUGGGGUACCUCAACGACAAAGAAGCCACGGAGAAGAAGGUGGACAGCCACGGCUGGCUGCACACCAACGACCUGGGCUUCUUGGACAUCGACAAGUUCCUCUAUGUCAUGGGGAAUGUCAACGAUAUGAUCACGCUGAGCUCAGGUGAAGUCAUCAACCCGAAUCCCAUCGAGGAGCGAGUGAAGAUGCGCAUCCCCAUUGUGCGCUAUGUGAUGGUGGUGGGCCAGGAUGCCCCAUACCUGUGUGCCCUCCUCACAAUGAAGUGUCAGAUCAACCCGGAGACUGGAGAGGCUCGGAGUGCCCUGACCAGUGAGGUUGUGGCCUGCUGCCGGAAGAUGCGGAGCCAGGCCACCUGGUUGGCAGAUGUCCUAUAUAACCGUGACCCCCUGGUCACAGAGUUCAUCAGCCAGGGCAUCCAAGACGUGAAUGCAGAGGCACCCUCGGAAGGCACCAAGAUCAUUAAGUGGGUCAUUCUAGACAAUGACUUCUCUGUUGGCGGCGGGGAGCUUGGGCCCAUGUCCAAGUUGAACAGGACCACUGUGGCCAAGAUAUACCAGGAGGAAAUCCAGAAAUUCUAUGAGAGGGCUUCGAGCUCUUAGCAGCCCUGUGCACCCCAAUCUUCGCCCAGGUGCUGGUAGUUCGUGUCUUACAUCCUGCUGUCAAGGAACAAUUUCUACAGUGGGGAAAGUGUUCUUUGUGAGGGCCUGGGUGAAGGCCCUCUAGUGUUGGGGUCUGAAUUGUAAAGGAAUAAUUAAAUGUGUUCACUAAA